Anopheles maculipalpis is the source of this 2394-nucleotide messenger RNA. RefSeq names its product translocation protein SEC63 homolog (gene Sec63). Gene Ontology annotation, molecular function: transmembrane protein transporter activity; RNA binding. The record is from RefSeq and is a predicted model, not a curated record. Bases 20 to 2377 code for a protein of 785 amino acids. Gene Ontology annotation, biological process: post-translational protein targeting to endoplasmic reticulum membrane; SRP-dependent cotranslational protein targeting to membrane. Lineage: Eukaryota; Metazoa; Arthropoda; Insecta; Diptera; Culicidae. Gene Ontology annotation, cellular component: Sec62/Sec63 complex. The transcript has 7 exons.
CACAACACGGCCCACUGCGAUGGGUGGCCAGAAAUUUCAGUACGACGAGAGUGGUGGAACCUUCUUCUACUUUAUACUCUCGUUUCUGGCACUGAUCCUGGUGCCGACCACGUUCUACUUUUGGCCAAGGAAGAAAAAGGAAGAUCCAACGACAAAGGAGGAAAACUGCUACUGCGAAGGAUGCGUGCGAAAACGAAUCACCAUGGAACAUUCCGACCCGUACAAGGGCACCAAGGAGCUGCUGGUGAAGCUAGCGAUCGUGGCCGGUUGGGUGUUGCUCGCCUUCCUCACCUACAAGGUGUCCCAGUUCGAUUACGAAAUGUCCAACUUUGAUCCGUACGAGAUACUGGGCGUACCGCUCGGUUCCUCCCAGAAGGACAUUAAGAAAGCGUAUCGCACACUGUCCGUUAUACUGCAUCCGGAUAAGGAAACGGGUGAUGAAAAAGCAUUCAUGAAGCUGACAAAAGCGUAUCAAGCGUUAACGGACGAUGAGGCACGAAAGAACUGGGAAAAGUACGGCAAUCCCGAUGGUCCCGGUGCGACCUCGUUCGGCAUUGCGCUGCCUUCCUGGAUCGUUGAGAAGGAAAACUCGGUAUGGGUGCUUGGGCUGUAUGCGCUGGUGUUUAUGGUUGCGUUGCCGAUUGUGGUCGGUACGUGGUGGUAUCGUUCGAUUCGUUACAGCGGCGAUAAGGUGCUGCUGGACACGACCAACAUGUAUUGGUACUUUUUCCACAAAACGCCCCACAUGGCGGUUAAGCGUGUGAUUAUGAUACUGGCGGCUAGUUUUGAGUUUGAAAAGCGACACAACAAUCAGGUUGUUGAGCGACCGUCGGAUAAUACGGAGGUACCGGCGCUGAUCCGUGAGUUGCCAUAUUUGAACGAGAAGUGUAAGGAAUUACCGUUUGCGAGAAGUUACUCGCUGAAGGCACGUGCGAUUCUGCAUGCGCAUCUUUCCCGGAUCGCUUUAAACCCGGCAACGCUUGAGCUGGAUCGUCAGCUGAUCGUACGCAAGUGUCCGUAUCUGAUCCAGGAGAUGGUGAGCUGCGUGAGUCACCUGAUUAUGCUGGCUUAUGCGAGAAAGAUUCAGCGAUUACCGGCAAUUGAAACAAUCGAAAAUUGCAUGAAACUUUCGCCGAUGGUUAUUCAGGGUUUGCGCGAAUCAGAACACCCCCUAAUGCAGCUACCCCACAUGACGAAGGAACUGCGGGCCCAUCUGGCCCGUAAAUUCAACACGCGCAAUCUACAACAGUUGGCUCAACUGAAGCCCGAACAGAGACGUUCCGCCCUUCGCAGCCUGAACGACGAGCAGUACACUAACGUGGUGAAGGUGCUUGGCCAUCUUCCUCUAAUUGAUUUCAGCAUCAAGUGUGAGGUGGUGGACGAUGAAAAUUCGAACGUUGUAACGGCCGGUGCAAUCGUAACGGUCACGGUGGAACUGGUACGACGCAGCAUGUCGGAAUUGUUUGGUGACACAACGGCCAAGGAAAAGCAAGGAAUUACUGAAAGCACCGAAAACGGUGACACAGGUGAUGGCGAUGCGGACGGUGAGCUGGAAGCGACCGACGAUCAGAAGCAGGAGGUGAAGGUGAAAAAGCCUCCCGGCUGGCAACCAAAAUCCUCCAAGGGACACAAGGGCAAGGCUAAGGCGGCCGGUGCGAAACCACACAACCGGAAGCUGGCAGCAGCGGCCGCAGCGGCUGCAGCAGCAAGUGCUGCUGCUGCUGCGGCGGCGGCGGCAGCUGCAGCGGCCCCUCAGUCAACGACCCAAUCGGCAACAGCCGCGGGUGAGAAGACAAAGUCUGGUAAGAGUAGCGAGAGGAAAGCUACAGGUGGAGGUGAAGAGGAUGAUUCCGCAGACGGAGACAGCGGUGCCGAAAGCGACAAUGAUGCAAGCGAAGCAGCAGCGGAUGAUGAUGAUGAGUGGGAAAAAUUCCAGCAAAAAAUUAACAAACGUGAAAAGCUGGAAGGACGAUCGAAAGUGUCCCAUCCCGUUCACUGUCCACUGUUUCCUGAGGAAAAGCAUGAAUACUGGUGGACGUACAUCUGUGACCGAAAGUCGCACACGCUCCUAACCGUACCGUACCACGUGACCAACCUGAUCCAUCGCGAAGAAGUCCAGCUAAAGUUCACCGCACCAAAGUGGGCCGGCAUGUACGUGUUUACCGUGUGUUUACGGUCUGAUUCGUACAUCGGCAUGGACCAGCAGCUCGAUCUGAAGCUGGACGUCAAGGAUCCAGCCGCUAUCCCGACCGAACAUCCACAGUGGGACAUUAGCGAAUCGGAAUCGGAUCACAACGAGAUGCAGGCGAACGAUAGCGAAUUCACCACCGACUCAUCGGACGGCGAGGACGAGGAAGCGCGAAAACGAACGGACUGAGCACUUGUUGCGGGGAG